This is a messenger RNA of Nicrophorus vespilloides, 1808 nucleotides long. Its product is annotated as octopamine receptor beta-3R-like. Gene Ontology annotation, biological process: adenylate cyclase-activating adrenergic receptor signaling pathway. The transcript is spliced from 3 exons. NCBI's taxonomy places the organism in Eukaryota, Metazoa, Arthropoda, Insecta, Coleoptera, Silphidae. Gene Ontology annotation, molecular function: adrenergic receptor activity; octopamine receptor activity. The record is from RefSeq and is a predicted model, not a curated record. Gene Ontology annotation, cellular component: membrane. The coding region runs from base 181 to 1563 and encodes 460 amino acids.
UUAGCAAAUUAAGAGCGACACUAUAAAUGCGCCAUUAAAUUCAUUGACCCUGCUCAUGCACUAAUUAUUUACAGUUCAUCGAUGCCGUUUGUCCUCCAUUCGAUACUAAUUCCGUGCGUUUCCAUUUCAGAUAUGGCGAACGGAAAAUUAUCCGUAGAGUAAAAAGGAGGUGUGCCGUGGAUGAGGCAAAUCAAGAGGGAAAGGAGGAUGAUAGUGAACGCGAUGGCCUCGUUCUCAGCGACACUAACGGCCCCGACGGCGAGCAUUCUGCCGGCUCUCGUCAUGCAGGAGCACGUUAAUGCCACGACGGCGGUCCUGCAGAACAGGACGAAUGCGACGACCAUCGAGAACCUUCACCCGGACUGGACGGAUCUGGUGAUUCUGAUCGUGAAGAGCUUCGUGUUCGGCACGAUAAUCCUGAGCGCUGUUUUAGGAAAUGCGCUGGUGAUUAUUAGCGUGCAAAGGCAUAGAAAGCUCAGGGUCAUUACUAAUUACUACGUGGUUAGUUUGGCGAUGGCUGAUAUGUUGGUAGCGCUGUGUGCGAUGACCUUCAACGCGAGUGUCGAACUCACAGGUCGCUGGGUCUUUGGGCCGUUGAUGUGCGAUGUUUGGAAUUCAUUAGACGUAUACUUCUCGACAGCAUCGAUCCUUCAUCUGUGCUGUAUAAGCGUGGACAGGUAUUACGCCAUAGUACGACCGCUCGAGUAUCCCAUCACUAUGACCCAAAGGACUGUAGGUUUCAUGCUGGCCAACGUGUGGAUCCUUCCGGCUCUGAUAAGCUUCAUGCCUAUAUUCUUAGGAUGGUACACAACCGCAGAGCACAAGACGUUUAAGCUGCAGAACCCGAACGUUUGCAGCUUUGUGGUAAAUCAAUACUACGCGCUCAUCAGCAGUAGCAUCAGUUUCUGGAUACCGGGUAUAGUCAUGGUGACCAUGUAUUGCCGCAUCUACAAAGAGGCCAUCCGACAGAGAAAGGCCCUUUCUAGGACUUCGAGCAACAUCAUCCUCAAUUCGAUCCAUCAGCACCGCACAUCGCAGUACACCCAACGUUUCGGUGACCACUAUCUGCAUCCCUCUGAUGGUGAGCUGACCACCAUCGGACAGAUAAACGGUGGCAAACGAAGCACCAGUUCCGGAUCUGCGGUUUCCUACGGCACCACCUGCACUACCACCGGAUACAACACCGCCCUAAACACGAGGGAUAACAGCAAGGCCGCAACCGAGCUGAACAUGAACGGUACGACGAUUAGGCAACAGUCGAAGAGCUGGAGGGCCGAGCACAAGGCGGCCAGGACUUUGGGGAUCAUCAUGGGUGCUUUCAUGUUGUGCUGGCUACCUUUUUUCCUCUGGUACGUGAUAUCAACGGUCUGCGGAGAGGAGAAAUGCCCGACCCCGGAACCAGUUGUAGGAAUGCUCUUCUGGAUCGGCUACUUCAACUCGGCCAUCAACCCAUUGAUCUACGCGUACUUCAACCGCGACUUCAGGGAGGCUUUCAAGGACACGCUGCUGUGCGCCCUGCCCUGCUGCUUCAGCUGCUGGAAGAACCCAGCAAGGUUUCUCUAGCAAAACGACGCGGACUACCCCCAAAUACCCAUGAGGCGCAGAUACGGCGACGAGGGUCUCUGAGCCACCACAGACCACCAACUAAACAAGAAAGCAAUACCACUGUACGUUAUAAAUAUUUCGCAGCAGAGGAACACCGAGAAGCGACCAACUGCGCACCAGGAAAACCCGAUGUUACAACGACCGUUUACAUAAUUUUAAACUAUUCCAAAUAAAAAGUAAAGAAAAAUAAUAUAAAAAUAACA